AGUAACUGUCAGUGUCAGAAGUUUUUAUCAAUUUUUUAAUAUUGUAGUGUUUUUAAUAUUUUUGUAUUAAAAAAGUAUUCAAUUUAGAUAUGGGUUUAUCUAGACAAGAAGUAAAUUUAAGAAGAUUGUUAGCAAAAUGUGAAUUAAUGUGUAAGACUAAAAAAGAGGACGAUAAAAUAGAAAAAUAUGUAGAAACAUUGGAAGAUAUGUUACAAGAAGUAAAAAAGCUGACUGAUUCUAGUGAGAGUAUACAGAGUUACAAUAAGAGAAUCAAAGAUAUUAAAGCAGCUGUAGGAAUAACCAAAAAUAAAUAUAUUGAUGAAAAUGACAUAGCAUCUAUGAGGAACGAUCUUCUAGGUUUAAGGCAAAGAUUUGUUGAUAAAGCUGAAACUACCAAGGCAGAUGAUUUUGACCAGGUUAUAGAAUUCCAUGAAAAUAUGCAAAGGAAAAUUACAGAAGACAUGUUACACUUAACUAAAACAUUAAAGGAGCAGUCUGAGACAGCUAAUAAGAUUAUUAAAAAAGACACUGAAGUAGUUUCCAAGUCUUCAGAACUAACAGACAAGAACUUUGAUAAGUUAUCAGUAGAAUCUUCAAAAUUAGCUGAACAUUCCAAAAGAGCUUGGAAGUGCUGGAUGUGGAUAAUGCUGGCUUUGGUUGUCGCAGUUUUUAUAAAUAUGGUGCUGUUUAUGAAGGUUAUGAAGAAAAAGUACUGAACCAGGAAUUGUUUGUUGUUAUUAUUUAUUUACAUAUUUUUAAUAAAUUAUUAAACUUU
Messenger RNA from Diabrotica virgifera virgifera (western corn rootworm), 775 nucleotides. RefSeq names its product vesicle transport protein USE1 (gene Use1). The transcript is spliced from 5 exons. The record is from RefSeq and is a predicted model, not a curated record. Gene Ontology annotation, cellular component: endoplasmic reticulum; SNARE complex. Lineage: Eukaryota; Metazoa; Arthropoda; Insecta; Coleoptera; Chrysomelidae. Gene Ontology annotation, molecular function: SNAP receptor activity. Gene Ontology annotation, biological process: retrograde vesicle-mediated transport, Golgi to endoplasmic reticulum. Bases 90 to 716 code for a protein of 208 amino acids.